This is a messenger RNA of Medicago truncatula (barrel medic), 968 nucleotides long. RefSeq names its product nicotinamidase 2. The record is from RefSeq and is a predicted model, not a curated record. The transcript has 2 exons. The coding region runs from base 115 to 726 and encodes 203 amino acids. Lineage: Eukaryota; Viridiplantae; Streptophyta; Magnoliopsida; Fabales; Fabaceae.
UGGGGCUUCAUUCUUGUUAUCAAGAGACACUUCAUGAGUCUUGUCCUUAUCAAUUGGUGAUAGCUAUUUCUUCCUUUGAUUUUUUUUUUAGAACAGCAAAUACACUGAAAAUCAAUGUCUAGUUCUGUUAAAAAAUCGAGUUCAUCAUCAUAUGAGACGUACGAGGUAAGGAAAAGAAAUCCAAAUCCACAAACAUGUGCCCUGUUGGUGAUUGAUAUGCAGAAUUACUUCUCUUCUAUGGCAGCCCUAAUUCUUGCCAACCUCAACACCACUAUCACUCUUUGUAGACGUGCUUCCAUCCCUGUCAUAUUCACGCGCCACUGCCAUAAGUCUCCUUCCGACCACGGUAUGCUUGAGGAGUGGUGGUUUGGAGACCUCAUCAUGGAUGGCUCCAUAGAGGCUGAGCUCAUGACGGCAUUGGACCGCAAAGGUGAGGACAUGGUGGUAGAGAAGAGUACAUACAGCGCAUUUCGGAACACAGGUUUGGAAGAGAAGCUGAAAGAGAUGGGUGUGGACGAGGUUAUAGUGACGGGUGUGAUGACUAACUUGUGCUGUGAGACAACGGCGCGCGAGGCCUUUAUUAGAGGCUUCAGGGUGUUUUUCUCCACUGAUGCAACUGCUACCUCUGAUUUGGAUCUUCAUGAGGCUACAUUGAAAAACAUGGCUUAUGGUUUUGCUUACUUUCUUGACUGUCACAGGCUCAAACAUGCCCUUACGGGUGAAUAAAAUGAAAAACUGAACUUGUUAUAAAUAUGAGUGUGAACUUGGUGCUGUUCUGCUGUAACAGAAUUUAUUUGUAUAACACUGCAUACCUUGUUAUGUGUGGUCAUGAUAUCAGUCAAAAGAAAUAAUCAGUGUAUAUGCAAUGUAUUGGAUUCAAUAUUGCUUUUCCUAUUUUUGUGUUUGUGACCAAAAGAGGUGUCCAAAUUGUUGUGCUACCACAAGAAUUACUCUAUAAAUAGUUUUAA